AUGUUUUUGUACGCCGCUGCUGCACCGACUGAAGGUACUAAUAAUGCGUGGGCAGUGGCAUGCGUUGAGUUGCACGAUGGGCGUCCUGUGGUCGGGAUGAUAAAUAUUGGCCCGGAUUCAGUCACCUAUUCGGAGUUCAGUGUUCGUGUUGCGGCGCAUGAGAUUGCGCAUGCACUCGGGUUUGAGGUGGAAGUUUUUGAUGCCAGGAAUAUGGUACAGAUGAUACCUGAGGUUCGUGGAAAAAAUAAUGUGCUCGUUGUGUCUUCACCCAAGACGCUGGAAAAGACUCGUGCGCACUUCAAAUGCACAGGUGCCCCUGGAAUGGAGCUGGAGGAUGAGGGUGGGGGUUCAACGGCAUCAUCGCAUUGGAAGAGACGCAACGCAAAGGACGAGCUGAUGGCUGGAAUUCCCAGUGCCAGCUACUACACGGCGCUGACGAUGGCUGCUUUUGAGGACAUGGGCUUUUACAGGGCACAGUGGAGCAUGGCGGAACAGAUGCCAUGGGGCAACAACUCCGGCUGCGAACUGCUGACGGAGAAGUGCCUGACUGAUGGCGUCAACCGGUAUCCCGAACUGUUUUGCCGCGCCAGAAGAAGAAUUCCGGUAUGCACAUCGGAUCGCUUGGCUCUGGGGGCAUGUAGGACUAUAAUCUACCCAAACCCCCUUCCAGCACAGUUUCAGUACUUCACGGGUCCCAGACGCGGUGGGGUCAUUGGCGACAAAAUGGACUACUGCCCCUACAUUAAAGGGUAUAAGGACAGACGGUGCAUCAAUGGUGGUGCACGUUAUGCGUGGAAGCCGCAUUGGCCCAAGGUCAAGGUGCUUAAAAUCGGAUGGGCUGCGCGAUUCUGCUGGUCUCAUUGGGGACGUCUGCGCUGA
This is a messenger RNA of Trypanosoma rangeli, 879 nucleotides long. RefSeq names its product leishmanolysin. Gene Ontology annotation, biological process: cell adhesion; proteolysis. The record is from RefSeq and is a predicted model, not a curated record. Gene Ontology annotation, cellular component: cytoplasm; membrane. Gene Ontology annotation, molecular function: metalloendopeptidase activity. The transcript has a single exon. Bases 1 to 879 code for a protein of 292 amino acids. Lineage: Eukaryota; Euglenozoa; Kinetoplastea; Trypanosomatida; Trypanosomatidae.